AUGGGGCAAGAGGGAGGAACGGCUGCAGCAGAACUGCGCCUGGGCGCCCUGCUCGGAGACAGCACCAGUGAGCGGAGGGCGGCCUUGGACAUGCCCUCCCGGCUGACCAUCAGCCCCGGCCUGGCUUUGAGUUUCCCCGUGUUUUUGAACCAGGCCGGGCUGCUUUCUUCUCUCGUCAAGCUCACUCCUCUUGCAGUGGAUGAUAAGUUAGCUCCUCUUGCAGUGCUGCCUAGUCUGAAGCUUCACAUAAACCCCAGGGCUCUUGACCGAAAGAACCGCAUUGUCAAAGUUGCUCACACCUGUGACCUCAUGACCCAGGGGAUUUUGGCCUUGGUCACCUCCACCGGCUGUGCGUCUGCCAACGCCCUGCAGUCCCUCACAGAUGCCAUGCACAUCCCACACCUCUUUGUCCAGCGCAACCCCGGGGGGUCACCGCGCACUGCCUGCCACCUGAACCCCAGCCCAGAUGGCGAGGCCUACACGCUGGCCUCAAGACCGCCUGUCCGCCUCAACGAUGUCAUGCUCAGGCUGGUGACAGAGCUGCGCUGGCAGAAGUUCAUCAUGUUCUACGACAGCGAGUAUGAUAUCCGUGGGCUCCAAAGCUUUCUGGACCAGGCCUCGCGGCUGGGCCUUGACGUCUCUUUACAAAAGGUGGACAAGAAUAUUAGCCACGUGUUCACCAGCCUCUUCACCACUAUGAAGACGGAGGAGCUGAACCGCUACCGGGACACGCUGCGCCGCGCCAUCCUGCUGCUCAGCCCGCUCGGAGCCCACUCCUUCAUCAACGAGGAACCAUAUCGAGUCCUGGGUGGAAACGCAGGGCCAGAGCCUCCUCCCUGAGACCAGCCGUGACAUCGGAGAUUGUGGCCACACACCAUGGCCAUUCCAGCGGCCAGCGAAGGGGCUGUUCCCGGGGCUGCCGUCCAUCGAAGCCACUCUGGGUGUGUGUGGACGUCCUGGGGAUUGCAGGACUUCCUUCUGUCCCCUCUCGCUUAUUGUUUCCGCGCCUCCAACUCCAGCUGUACACAGGCUCCCUCUUCCUUUGUUUCUUCUCUACUUCUCUUCUCUUUCCCAUCUCUUUUGUCUCACUGGAAAGAGUAGAAAAUUAAACGAUUUUAAGCCA
Molecule: messenger RNA, 1123 nt
Organism: Galeopterus variegatus (Sunda flying lemur)
Lineage: Eukaryota; Metazoa; Chordata; Mammalia; Dermoptera; Cynocephalidae
Product: glutamate receptor ionotropic, delta-1-like
Exons: 6
Coding region: 1-840 (279 amino acids)
Source: RefSeq, a predicted model, not a curated record